Messenger RNA from Aureobasidium pullulans EXF-150, 2766 nucleotides. RefSeq lists its product as uncharacterized. The record is from RefSeq and is a predicted model, not a curated record. Gene Ontology annotation, molecular function: chitin synthase activity. Bases 1 to 2766 code for a protein of 921 amino acids. The transcript has 4 exons. Lineage: Eukaryota; Fungi; Ascomycota; Dothideomycetes; Dothideales; Saccotheciaceae. Gene Ontology annotation, cellular component: cell septum; cell periphery.
AUGGAUCCUCGCGCUGGCAGGUCGCCGUCUCCUGGACACCCUUUAGAGUCGUACGCUCUGCACGACAACCCCUACACACACGAUGAACCGCUACACAUGCCCAUGGGACCUGGUCCGCGUCCUGGAGUUUCUCCCAUGCCAGGAACUCCCUCAGACAGAUUGCAAUCUCAGCCAACAUUCUCAGUAGAGCACGUUCCGCAAACAUACGGCCACAGCGAUAGCUAUGAUGCCCAGCAUCCUUAUCAUUCGAGCCCUGUAUACCCCCCUGGCGACUAUGCUCUGUCUCCCGAAGACCACCACGAUGCAUACCACAACCAGCCAUACCAACCCGCCAUCACUCCUCUGGAAGACGUAUACGGCCCUCCCUCUGGCGAACAAAACACCCACUACUGGCAAGAUGAGGUCGACACGCACCCGAUCCUGCAACAAGAUUCCGCAUACGGUCCCGAUCCCCAUCAGAUGCCUACGCCUAUGCUUGAAGAGGAGAUGGAAAUGGAAAUGAACGCAGAACAACCACAAUCAGGCGGCGGCAUUCGUCGAUGGAAGACGGUGAAGGAAGUUCAGCUUUUCAACGGCAACCUGGUCCUUGAUUGUCCAGUACCUCCUAGACUUCUGAACCAGAUCCAGCACGCCCAACCUCCAGAGCGUGACGAGUUCACCCACAUGCGCUACUCAGCUGCCACCUGCGACCCCUCCGAAUUCUACUCCGAGCGCUUCACCUUGCGCCAGAAGCUAUUCGCUAAGCCCAGACACACCGAGCUGUUCAUCGUCAUCACCAUGUACAACGAAGAAGAUGAGCUUUUUGCCCGUACUCUGAUUGGUGUUAUCAAGAACAUCGAGUACAUGAACUCGCGAAACAGCAGCAAGACCUGGGGCAAGGAGGCCUGGAAGAAAAUUGUCGUCUGCGUUGUCAGCGACGGUCGUGCAAAGAUCAACCCGCGGACCAGAGCCGUCCUCGCAGGUCUCGGUGUCUACCAGGAUGGUAUCGCCAAGCAGCAGGUCAACGGCAAGGAUGUCACCGCUCAUAUCUAUGAGUACACCACACAGAUGGCCCUGGAACUCAAGAAAGGUGUUGUGUCAGUUAAGAAGGGAAACACACCUGUACAGAUGCUGUUCUGUCUCAAGGAGAAGAACCAGAAGAAGAUCAACUCCCACAGAUGGUUCUUCCAGGCCUUUGGAGAGGUUCUUGACCCCAACAUUUGUGUCUUGAUUGAUGCUGGUACCAAGCCAGGAAAGGACUCGAUCUACAAGCUAUGGAAAGCAUUCGACCUCGAACCCAUGUGUGCAGGCGCUUGUGGUGAAAUCAAGGCCAUGUUGGAUCAUGGUAAAACUCUCAUCAACCCUCUGGUCGCUGCGCAGAACUUCGAGUACAAGAUGAGCAACAUCCUUGACAAGCCCCUUGAAUCUGCCUUUGGCUUCAUUAGUGUGCUUCCGGGUGCUUUCUCUGCCUACCGCUUCAUGGCUCUUCAAAAUGAUAAGACCGGUCAAGGUCCUCUCGAGAAGUACUUUGCUGGUGAGAAGAUGCACGGUGCCAACGCCGGUAUUUUCACUGCCAACAUGUAUCUCGCCGAAGAUCGUAUUCUGUGUUUCGAACUGGUCUCAAAGCGCAACUGCUCUUGGAUUCUGCAAUACGUCAAGUCCGCUACCGGCGAGACUGAUGUGCCCACCGAGAUGGCUGAUUUCAUUCUUCAGAGAAGACGUUGGCUGAACGGCAGUUUCUUCGCUGCAGUCUACGCUCUUGCACAUUUCCACCAGAUCUUCCGCAGCAACCACUCCGUUGGUCGCAACUUCAUGUUCAUGAUUGAGUUCUUCUACCAGGGCAUCAGCAUGCUUUUCGCUUGGUUCGCUAUCGGUAACUUCUUCCUCGUCUUCCGCAUUCUCACAGGUUCGCUCUCCGAUACAAGUCUCAACUUUCCACCAGGCAAAGUGUUGGGUGUACUAUUUGAAUGGAUAUAUCUUGCUGUCUUGAUCACUUGUUUCGUACUCGCGCUCGGCAAUCGUCCACAAGGCUCAAACAAGUUCUACAUGACCCAAGUGUAUUUCUGGGCGAUCCUCAUGGCCUAUCUCAUGUUCGCUACCGUCUUCAUCACUGUCAAGUCUGUGCAGGCACAGCUGAAGGAGCACGAUCAUUUCACCUUCAGCAUGCUUUUCACCAACUCCUUGUUUUUGACACUGAUCGUCUCCAUGGCCAGUACAUACGUCCUAUACUUCGUCGCCUCUUUCAUGUUCUUGGAUCCCUGGCACAUGUUUACGUCGUUCUUCCAGUACCUCCUCCUGACACCAACCUACAUCAACAUCCUCAACGUCUACGCCUUCUGCAACACGCACGAUAUCACCUGGGGUACCAAGGGAGAUGACAAGCCGGAGAAGCUGCCCUCGGCCGUUACCAAGCCAGGUGGUAAAGUCGACGUUACCAUCCCCAGCGAUGACCACGAUCUCAACAGCCAAUACGAGGAGGAGCUUCGCGUUUUCUCUACCAAGUGGACACCGCCAGAGAAGGCUCCUUCCGCUGCCGAGAAGCACGAGGACUAUUACAAAGGAUUCAGAAGUGCCGUCGUCUUGGCUUGGAUGUUCUGCAACCUUGCACUUGCAGCAGUCGUGCUCAACACCGGUGGUCUCGACCGUGUCUCCGUUGGUGUUCAAGACGACAACCAGCGCAGUACCAUCUACAUGAGUGUUGUACUCUGGAGUGUCGCCGUUCUCAGUGCUUUCAGAUUCAUCGGCGCCUGCUGGUUCUUGGUCGUCAGAUUGAUCAGAGGUGUCUAG